Molecule: messenger RNA, 1500 nt
Organism: Psammomys obesus (fat sand rat)
Lineage: Eukaryota; Metazoa; Chordata; Mammalia; Rodentia; Muridae
Gene: Klf8
Product: KLF transcription factor 8
Exons: 7
Coding region: 41-1153 (370 amino acids)
Biological process (GO): regulation of transcription by RNA polymerase II
Molecular function (GO): RNA polymerase II cis-regulatory region sequence-specific DNA binding; DNA-binding transcription factor activity, RNA polymerase II-specific
Source: RefSeq, a predicted model, not a curated record
GCAGCAUCUUUUGAGACCUGGAAGCUGGGUGUGACAGUGCAUGCCUCUAAACACAGAACCAGGAAGGCCCAGGCAGGAGACUGGCAUGGAUCAACUCAUAAACACCUUGGGAGUCCAGUUUAAUUCACAAAGAGCUUCAAUGCAGGUGUUCAAACAGGCCACUGGCCCUAUUCCAAUCAGAAAUCCUCCUGUAACUGUAGACAGAAGAACGAUGACUUCUCCACCACUCCUGGAUGCCAGCUCCAUGGAGAACCCAGCCCUGUUAAAUGACAUCAAGAUCGAGCCCCCAGAAGAACUCCUGGCUAGUGAUUUCAACCUGCCGCAGGUGGAACCAGUGGAUCUCUCCUUUCACAAGCCGAAGGCUCCUCUCCAGCCUGCUAGCAUGCUGCAAGCUCCAAUACGCCCUCCCAAACCACCGUCUGCAGCGCAAGCAAUGGUGGUAUCCACAUCACCUGACACGGGCACCACAGCAGCCAUUCCUACUGUUCUUACACCAGGCUCUAUCCUGGCCUCCUCUCAGGGUACUGGGGGCCAACCGAUUUUACAUGUGAUUCAUACCAUCCCCUCAGUCAGUUUGCCAAAUAAGAUGGGUGGACUAAAGACAAUCCCACUGGUGGUUCAGUCUUUGCCUAUGGUCUAUACCAGUUUGCCUGCAGACGGGAGCCCUGCAGCUAUUACUGUCCCACUCAUUGGAGGAGACGGCAAAAAUGCUGGAUCAGUCAAAGUUGAUCCCACCUCCAUGUCUCCAUUGGAAUUUCCAAGUGACAGUGAGGAGAGUGCAAUUGAGAGUGGAUCUUCAGCCUUACAUAGUCUGCAGGGAUUUCAACAUGAACCAACAACAAUGGCUCAAAUGCAUGGAGAAGAGUCUCUUGACUUAAAGAGAAGACGGAUUCACCAGUGUGACUUUGCAGGCUGCAGCAAAGUGUACACCAAAAGCUCUCACCUGAAAGCUCACCGAAGAAUCCAUACAGGAGAGAAGCCUUACAAAUGCACCUGGGAUGGCUGCUCCUGGAAAUUUGCUCGCUCGGAUGAGCUUACUCGCCAUUUCCGUAAGCACACAGGCAUCAAGCCCUUCCGGUGCACAGACUGCAACCGCAGUUUUUCUCGGUCUGACCAUUUGUCCCUGCACCGCCGUCGUCAUGAUACCAUGUGAAUAUCACAGGCCACAGCAGACAUGCUGCGCUGGUCUCUUGAGUAUGUGCUGAAGUCAAGACUAUGUUUGCCUCUGACUACAACUUGCCCUGUGAUUGGGGUUAGAACAGCCUACUGAGCCAGGUUCAUGAGACUGCAGAAAAAGUUAGCUGGUCUCCCAUGUGGCUCUUCCUAUUCCACUUUCACCUCUCCACUGUCCAGAUUUCAGUUUUUUCAACCUCUUCCUGGGUUGAAUUCUAGUGCGGCGCCCAUGGCUGCCCUCCCUGAUCCCUCAUGCUAUGUUAUAGACAUUUUUCCUACGAUAAACAUACAAAAACAGGAAUCAAACUGAAGGCUGUGAACAAACAU